AUGAAGCUGAUUUUCGCCGCAUUUUUGGUGGCAUUUUGGGCGGUUCAAAGGUGAGUGAAAAAAAAGAAAUUAGGCGCGGGUGGGGGUCGAACCCGCGCCCUUCAAACGAUACGCAAGAGUGUCCGCCACUUGGCCACGCUCGCUGCUUUUUCGACAGGUGAAAAUGUUGGAUAUAAAAUGCGUGCUCUCUUUCAGAACCUCCGCAUCAGCCGGUCAAUGUCAGAACUUAUAUUGCCCCAAUUCAGUGUUCUCAAACUCCUCAAGUAUCGAUUGCAAUUCAUGCAACAAAUGCCUCGAUUCAAAAUCGCGAUUCUGUUUUACAAAAGAUCACAAAACUUGCCAAUGCGCGACACAAAUCGAUAAACGUUGCUCAUAUCAGAAAAAUGAGAGUGAUAAAAGCUUGAUCACUUCGAGUUUUUGUCAUUUGUUAGGUGAGUUUGGGGAGAGCGGAAGCUUCGAGCGCUUUGCGCGAGUGUGAACCGCAAGCUUCCGCGCAGCGGCACCGUCUUCCGCUUCAGCGGCCACGCGGUUUAUAGAGAGUUAGAGACGCAGAGAAAUCAGGCAACUAGAGAUGCAGAGACAUAUUUUCGACAAAGUUUACGAAAUUCGGGUUACUGUAGGGUCUCGCCACGAAAAUUUUCAAGUUUCUCCAAAAUACGUCAUGCCUAUACUCAAAAUGACACAAAUUUCACGGAAAAUCCAAAUUUCGAAUCGCCACGUCAUGUAGAUCGCUGCGAGACCCAAACUGUAGGAUACCGUAUGUAUUAGUUUCUCUGCGUCUCUAGCUUUCUGGCUUGUCUGUGUCUCUCAAUUUCACAUGAUCUCUACCUGUCAGAUUCUCUACAUCUCUAGCUGUCUGUUUCCUCUGCGUCCCUAGCUCGAGCGAAGCGAGUGUAAACCGCAAGCUUCCGCGAAGCGGCCAGUUUCUCUGCGUCUCUAACUCUCUAGCUCUAUAGCUGUCUACUUUCUAUGUGGAUCUGGCUGUCUAGUUUCUCUGCGUCCCUAACUCUCUAGCUGUCUGACAUCUCUGGCCCUCCAGCUGUCUAGCUGUCUGAUCUCUCUGCGUCUCUCAAUUCCCCAUGCUCUCUAAUCGAGCGCUUUGCGCGAGUGUAAACCGCAAGCUUCCGCGUUAGCGGCACUAUCUACCGCUUCAGCGGCCAACCUAGAGUCUCAAGUGUUUUCCGCAAGCUUCCGCUUCAUUUUUUUCAAAUACCCAUUUUCCAGAUGAUUUCGCCGUUCCCCCACCACUCAUCAAAUCCGACGAACACACCGUGACCGCAACAAUUCCCCGCUUCUUCCAAGAUCCACCGUAUGACACCAUCCGCGCCUCAUUUUUGUAUCUUUUGGCGAGUUUUUCGAUGGAAAAAGAUGGAAAAUGUGAAACGAUUGGACAUAUUGAGGGAUUUCAUAGGAAUUUUGCAAAAUGUUUGCUGAGAAUUCGACUUCAUAUGCCAAAAAUUGAUUAUAAUGGAAAAGAUGUGAGUUAGGAAGCGGAAAAUUGGGCCCUACAGUAGCCAAACUGCAAAAAAACUCGAAAAUUAGUAAAAUUUUGGUCCGAAUUCCAGAUACAGUAUCCAAACUGCAAAAUAAUCCUCUAAGUCUAGGUACAGUAUCCAAACUGCAAAUGAAAAUUUCCAGAACUUUACAGUACCCGGACUGCAAAAAACUUUUGAAUUUGCAGUUUGGAUACUGUACCUUAAUGGAUUUCAACACGAUAAUUAAAAUCUUCGCGAAGUUUUUUGCAGUUCGGAUUACUGUAGUCUCAGAAUUUCAAGUCAACAUAUUCUGAAGUACAGUACCCGGACUGCAAAAAUUGUUGAAAAAUUCAAGGUACCGUAAUUCGAACUGCAAAAAAUAGGUCUACAGUAGCUCUACAAUCUCAAAAUACAGUAUCCAAACUGCAAGAUAUUUAAAAAAUAUACAGUACUCUUCUAAACUGCAAAUGAAGACUUCUAAAAUUAGAAAUAUUUUGAAGUACAGUACUCCAAACUGCAAAAAUUUUUGAAAAAUUCAAGCUACCGUAUCCGAACUGCAAGAUUUUUGAGAGCAUUUUUCUGGAACAAAAUUAGGAAGUUUCGAAAUACAGUAAUCCGAACUGCAAGGUUUUUGAGAGAGCUUUCUAGAAACUACAGUAAUCCGAACUGCAAACAUUUUUGAAAAAUUAAAGGUACCGUAAUUCGAACUGCAAGGUUUUGAGAGAGCUUUCUAGAAACUACAGUAAUCCGAACUGCAAACAUUUUUGAAAAAUUAAAGGUACCGUAUCCGAACUGCAAGAAUUUUGCCUUUUUUUCUUUUUUCGAAAUACAGUAAUCCGAACUGCAAGGGGUUUGAGAGAGCUUUUUCAAAAAAUACAGUAAUCCGAACUGCAAAAUUUUUUGAAAAAUUCAAGAUACCGUAUCCGAACUGCAAGAAUUUUUGCUGCUUUCUUUUCUAGAACAAAAAUAGGCAUUUUCGAAAUACAGUACUCCAAACUGCAAGGUUUUUGAGAGAGCUUUCUAGACACUACAGUAAUCCGAACUGCAAACCCUGCUAAAAUACAGUAUCCUACAGUACCCCAAAACCUUUCCAGAACUACUACUACGACGACAAAUCCGACAUUGAAUCGCAAUUCUCUCGCCAAAUCUUCGGCACCACUCAAAACGUCACAUUUUGGACCGAAAUCACGUUGAACAAAGAGGAAAAGCUGCCAAAAGGCAGUGUCACAUUUUCAACUGUUCAAAAGAGCCCAGAUGCAUUUUAUGUGCUCUGA
Caenorhabditis angaria is the source of this 2749-nucleotide messenger RNA. The record is from the annotation of a GenBank genome assembly. Lineage: Eukaryota; Metazoa; Nematoda; Chromadorea; Rhabditida; Rhabditidae.